AUGAAGGGAGCUGUACGAUUCGUGCGAGCUGUUAAAGUGUCGCGUCUCGACGGAGAAGUGAGCAUGAAGAAGCCGCACGUUACGAGUCUGAAGGGACGGACCUUUCAAGUGGGCAAGUCGGAGACGAAACGGGCCGCCUUGAUGGUUGUGGACACCGAUUUCGUGCGCCGCACAAUUGUCGGACGCGAAGAAACUCGAGAUCUAAGGCACUGCUCGCGCUCCGGAGCGUACACCUACAAUCGUCAGGAAUCGCUGAUUUCGGGCUGGGACCACCGAUUCCUCAAGCGCUCGAUGUGCGGCGGCCUGUGGACGAACAUCAGCUCCAGCCCCGUGAAAAAGCCAUUCCUUCAAUCUUCUCUGAGCCAGGAAAAACAAGUCGAAGCGUUGAAAACGGAAUUGACAACUCUUGAGCUUCGAAACGGAAAGACUCAAGUCGCUCUUCCAAAGCCACAAAAGAAAGGAGCAGCUAAAAAUGAAGCCUCAAAGAAAGAGGAGCCAAAGAAGGCCGAACAGCAGGAGAAGCCAAAGAACGAAAACCAGAAAAAGGACAAGCCCAAGAAAGAAAAGAAGGAAAAGAAGCCUCAGCCAGCGAAAGCGGCCGAACCAGAGAAGCCAGUCGAUGUUUCGAGGUUGUUGAUGAAGGUGGGAAAGAUCAUCGACUGCAAGAAAACACCCAGAUGCGGACGCUUUAUACCUCGAACUAAUUGA
Messenger RNA from Oikopleura dioica, 708 nucleotides. Lineage: Eukaryota; Metazoa; Chordata; Appendicularia; Copelata; Oikopleuridae. The record is from the annotation of a GenBank genome assembly.